GUAAUCGUAAAUACAACCUGUUUCAAAAUAUUCAAAUUUAAACAAUUUACUUAAUAGUUAAAUAUUUUAUAGUUUCACACACAUAUUUUUAAUACAACUCUUUAUAUUUAACCACGACUGCUCUACUUUAAUUAGCCGUUAAUAUGUCCGCCGACGGGAGUACUAACCCGUUCAAGUAUUUUCUAGCUGGUGGUUUCGGCGGUGUGUGCACGGUGUUAGUGGGUCAUCCAUUAGACACUAUUAAAGUUAGAUUACAAACAAUGCCACCAGCUCAGUUAGGUAAAAUACCUAUUUACAAUGGUGCAUGGGAUUGUGCAGUUAAAACUAUCAAGAGAGAAGGUUUUUUUGGUUUAUAUAAAGGUAUGGCAGCUCCAAUAACUGGUGUAGCUCCAAUAUUUGCCAUUAGUUUCUUAGGGUUUGGACUGGGGAAAAAAAUGUUUUCAUCUACUGGAGAUAAAAAAGAAGACUUAACUCCCUCGCGACUUUUUUGUGCUGGAGCAUUUUCUGGUAUUUUUACAGCAAUCAUAAUGGUGCCCGGAGAACGCAUAAAAUGUAUUUUACAAGUGCAGGAAUUGGGUAACCAAAAAUAUGAUGGCCCAAUCAGUGUUAUUAAAAACUUGUACACUGAAGGUGGAAUAAGAAGCUUGUACAAAGGAACAUGUGCGACAUUACUUAGAGAUAUUCCGGCUUGUGGUGUGUACUUUACUACAUACGAACUAUUAGUGAGGUAUCAAAAAAAUAACAACUCGGAAGGACUCAUAAACACAAUAUUCGCUGGGGGUAUGGCUGGUAUACUGAACUGGUUAAUUGCUAUGCCUGCGGACGUACUCAAGAGUCGUUUACAAAUCGCACCUGAAGGAAUGUACCCGAGAGGCAUUCGAGACGUAUUUGCUAAACUAUACAAAGAAGAAGGACUGAAAGCAUUGUACGCUGGUGUGACGCCUGUUAUGCUCCGAGCAUUCCCUGCAAAUGCCGCGUGUUUCUUGGGCGUAGAGCUAGGGUUAAAGGGCUUAGAUUUUAUUUUCCCUCCGAACAAUAAUAAAUCCAUAGAAAUUAACUAACAGAUAUCCUCAAAUUUCUUAUAACUGAGGUUCAUGAAACAAUUUUAUAAUAGUUAUUUGGUUUUAUAUUUUUUGUUGGGUGGUAUGGGUGAUCGUAUUAUAAUAUUUAUACAGGCUGUGCAUAGCAAAAAUAUGUAUUAUAUAAAAUAUUGCGUUGUAUUAAUUUUAAAGUUAUCUUAAGUUAUACUAUCAAUGAUUGUAUUGUUUUAGGUUCCAAUUGUUUGAAUAUAAUAUACAUAUGUGUAAAUUAA
Messenger RNA from Myzus persicae (green peach aphid), 1312 nucleotides. It is a transcript of the gene colt, whose product is annotated as congested-like trachea protein. Gene Ontology annotation, biological process: mitochondrial transport; carnitine transmembrane transport. Gene Ontology annotation, cellular component: mitochondrial envelope. Lineage: Eukaryota; Metazoa; Arthropoda; Insecta; Hemiptera; Aphididae. Gene Ontology annotation, molecular function: O-acyl-L-carnitine transmembrane transporter activity. The transcript is spliced from 5 exons. Bases 144 to 1061 code for a protein of 305 amino acids. The record is from RefSeq and is a predicted model, not a curated record.